Messenger RNA from Candoia aspera, 7724 nucleotides. It is a transcript of the gene SLC4A7, whose product is annotated as solute carrier family 4 member 7. The record is from RefSeq and is a predicted model, not a curated record. The transcript is spliced from 26 exons. Gene Ontology annotation, molecular function: solute:inorganic anion antiporter activity; monoatomic anion transmembrane transporter activity; sodium:bicarbonate symporter activity. Gene Ontology annotation, biological process: monoatomic anion transport; bicarbonate transport; regulation of intracellular pH. Bases 104 to 3835 code for a protein of 1243 amino acids. Gene Ontology annotation, cellular component: plasma membrane; basolateral plasma membrane; apical plasma membrane. NCBI's taxonomy places the organism in Eukaryota, Metazoa, Chordata, Lepidosauria, Squamata, Candoiidae.
GCCUCGUUGUUGCCGGAGCCGCGGCGUUUCCUUUUCCUCACCCGACGUAGCCAGACAGCGAGCGCAGACCUCGACUCCCAGCGCUGUCCGUCUUGGGCGCGCCAUGGAGGAGGAGCGGGCCGGGGAACAGAUGAGACCGCUACUCACAACGGGACAUGAUGAAGAAGCUGUUGUGGAUACAGGAAAAAUCAGCUCUACUAUCAACACAAACUUUGAGAAAGAAGAAUUAGAAAGUCAUAGAGCUGUAUAUAUUGGUGUGCACGUCCCCUUUGGAAAACAGGGUCGACGGCGUCAUAGGCACCGUGGUCAUAAACAUCAUAGACGAAGAAAAGAAAAGGAAACUGAUAGAGAAGAUGGGCGGGAAUCUCCUUCCUAUGACACACCAUCCCAGCGGGUACAGUUUAUCCUUGGUACAGAGGAUGAUGAUGAAGAACACAUCCCCCAUGAUCUAUUUACUGAAAUGGAUGAACUUUGUUUUAGAGAAGGAGAAGAAUAUGAAUGGAAAGAAACUGCCAGAUGGCUAAAAUUUGAAGAAGACGUUGAAGAUGGGGGUGAGCGAUGGAGCAAACCUUAUGUGGCUACCCUGUCUCUCCACAGUCUAUUUGAAUUGAGAAGUUGUAUUUUAAAUGGAACAGUCAUGUUAGAUAUGAGAGCCAAUUCACUGGAUGAAAUAGCAGACAUGGUAUUGGAUAACAUGAUAGCUUCUGGUCACCUUGAUGAAUCAAUGAGAGAGAAUGUCAGAGAAGCCCUUCUCAAAAGACAUCAUCAUCAGAAUGAAAAAAAGUUUAGUAAUCGGAUUCCCCUCGUCCGAUCCUUUGCAGAUAUAGGCAAGAAACAUUCUGACCCUCUCUUGCUUGAAAGAAACGGGGAAGGCCUUUCAGCCUCCCGUCAUUCUUUACGAGCAGGUCUCUCUGCCUCAAAUAUUUCCCUGAGAGGAGAGAAUCGUUUGUCCCUUCUUCUCAAUUACCUUCUUCCUGGAUCUCCAACAACCUCAAGGAGUACAACCCCUUUACCUACCCCACAAAGCACUCCACCUUCCAGUCCUAGGUGUGAUCCCAAGGGAACCACAAAUUUCCAGCCAACUGAGCAUCAGGUGUCUCCUUCUAACGAUGAUAUCCCUAAAGUAGUAAUUCAUCCACCCGAGGAAGAUUUAGAAGCUCAGGAAAGCAAGAAGAGGACAGAGGAAAAUAGUGACAUAACAUCAGGGCUCUUAGCAUCACCACAAUCUGCACCUGGUAACUUGGAUGUUGGAAAAAGUGGAGAAUUUAAAAUUAGUGGAACAGGAGGGAGUAGAGAAAACAGCACUGUUGACUUCAGCAAGGUGGAUAUGAACUUUAUGAGGAAGAUUCCAAUAGGUGCAGAGGCAUCAAAUGUGCUGGUUGGAGAAGUGGAUUUUUUAGAGAGACCAAUUAUUGCUUUUGUGAGGCUGUCACCAGCUGUGCUUCUCACUGGUCUCACAGAGGUUCCUGUUCCUACCCGAUUCCUUUUUCUGUUGCUGGGGCCAGCAGGUAAAGCACCUCAGUAUCAUGAAAUUGGUCGAUCAAUAGCAACGCUCAUGACUGAUGAUGUUUUCCAUGACGUUGCUUAUAAAGCCAAAGACAGAAAUGAUCUGCUAUCUGGAAUUGAUGAAUUUUUAGAUCAAGUGACUGUUCUUCCUCCAGGCGAGUGGGAUCCAUCUAUAAGAAUUGAACCACCCAAGAGUGUUCCUUCUCAGGAGAAGAGGAAGAUUCCUAAGUUUCCAAAUGGAGCUGCUUCUCCAGGAGAAUCCCUUAAAGAAGAAGGUCAUCUUGCUGGAUCUGAACUACAGAGAACUGGAAGGCUUUUUGGUGGUUUGAUACUUGACAUCAAAAGGAAAACAACUUUUUUCUUGAGUGACUUCAAGGAUGCAUUAAGUCUGCAGUGUCUGGCCUCGAUUCUUUUCCUAUACUGUGCCUGUAUGUCUCCUGUAAUCACUUUUGGAGGGCUCCUUGGAGAAGCUACAGAAGGCAGAAUAAGUGCAAUAGAGUCUUUAUUUGGAGCGUCAUUAACUGGGAUUGCCUAUUCACUUUUUGCUGGGCAACCUCUGACAAUAUUGGGCAGCACUGGACCAGUACUAGUAUUUGAAAAAAUAUUGUUUAAAUUCUGCAAGGAUUAUGGGCUUUCUUAUCUUUCCCUACGAACCAGUAUUGGUCUAUGGACAUCAUUUUUAUGCAUCCUAUUAGUAGCAACCGAUGCAAGCAGCCUUGUGUGUUACAUCACUCGAUUUACUGAAGAGGCUUUUGCUGCCCUCAUUUGCAUAAUAUUUAUAUAUGAAGCACUGGAAAAGCUCUUUCAUUUGGGAAAAGUAUAUCCUUUCAAUAUGCACAAUGACCUUGAUAAGCUGACACUGUAUUCAUGUGUAUGUGCUGAGCCUCCAAAUCCCAGUAAUGAAACCCUGGAGCUAUGGAUGAAAGCCAAUAAAUCUCUGGGUACUAUACCAUGGACCAACCUCACAGUUAAGGAAUGUAACAAUCUUAAUGGCAUAUUUGUUGGAUCAGCCUGUGGACACCAUGGUCCAUAUUUCCCAGAUGUUCUUUUUUGGUCUGUCAUAUUAUUCUUUACAACAUUUUUUCUCUCCUCUUUCCUCAAGCAGUUUAAAACCAAACGUUAUUUUCCCACUAAGGUACGUUCUACAAUAAGUGAUUUUGCUGUAUUUUUGACAAUAGUGAUUAUGGUUUUCGUUGAUUAUCUUGUGGGAGUUCCUUCCCCUAAACUAAAUGUGCCUGAAAAAUUUGAACCUACACGAAGUGAUCGUGGAUGGUUCAUCAGUCCUCUAGGAGGUAAUCCUUGGUGGACACUUGUAAUAGCUGCAGUUCCUGCUUUGCUCUGUACCAUCCUUAUUUUUAUGGAUCAGCAAAUUACAGCAGUUAUCAUAAACAGAAAAGAGCAUAAACUCAAGAAAGGUUGUGGUUAUCAUCUUGAUCUACUCAUGGUUGGCGUUAUGCUAGGUAUAUGCUCUAUCAUGGGCUUGCCUUGGUUUGUGGCUGCAACUGUUCUUUCCAUAAGUCACGUCAACAGUUUAAAAGUAGAAUCUGAGUGCUCAGCUCCAGGAGAGCAACCAAAGUUUCUGGGAAUCCGUGAACAAAGAGUGACAGGAUUGAUGAUUUUUGUUCUGAUGGGGCUGUCAGUGUUUAUGACUUCUGUAUUGAAGUUUAUUCCAAUGCCAGUUUUAUAUGGUGUUUUUCUUUAUAUGGGAGUAUCCUCACUAAAAGGCAUUCAGUUUUUUGAUCGUAUUAAACUGUUUGGUAUGCCCGCCAAACAUCAACCUGAUUUGAUCUAUCUGCGCUAUGUGCCACUAUGGAAAGUACAUGUUUUUACGGUAGUUCAGCUUACGUGUCUGGUACUUCUGUGGGCAAUUAAAGUAUCAGCUGCUGCUGUUGUUUUUCCUAUGAUGGUUUUAGCUUUAGUUUUUAUUCGCAAACUUCUGGAUUUGUGUUUCACCAAACGGGAGCUUAGUUGGCUUGAUGAUCUUAUGCCAGAAAGUAAGAAGAAAAAGGAGGAUGACAAAAAGAAAAAAGCAAAGGAAGAAGCUGAACGAAUGUUUCAGGCAGUGGACAGUGAAACUGUACACCUUCCAUAUGAAAGAGGUGAAGUAUUACAGAUUCCCGUGAAAGCUCUAAAAUACAGUGUUGACCCCUCUGUGGUGAACAUAUCAGAUGAAAUGGCCAAAACUGCACAGUGGAAGGCUCUUUCCAUGAACACAGAGAAUGCUAAAGUGGCAAGAUCUAACUUGAGCCCUGAAAAUGAAGCAUGUGUGAAAAUAGACAUUGAAAAUACAUCGGAAACAAAGUAUGUAGAUGCUGAAACCUCAUUAUAGAGGUAAACAAGGGUAUUAUUUUAUAGGGUAUAUUGAAAAAGGGUGACUUCAAGGCUUCUUUUAAGUACUACGUACUUAAGUGAACAGCAGCAAGAUUUUCCAACAAGAAAUGUCUAUCACUCUGGAAAUAUUUAUUUUAGUGGAAUGUUUAUUUCAAUUUUUUAAUAGGAAAAGUAAAAUUACUUUUUAGUUACCAGUAUGUCAAAGAUCACCUUUAACUGUAAAUUAUUGGUUUGCAUUGUAUCGAUAAGUGUUUUAUAUAAUUUAUUGCAAUACAUAUGUCCUGUUAUCAGGCAGUUACUAUUUGGGUUUUUGCAAAUGUUAUGCCAGUUUAUAAGAACAAAUCUUACAUAUGCAAUUUAGUGAAUUGCUCUAUUUCAGCCUUCAUUUCAUAUUAUUUUAUGAAUGAUUUAAUUGUACUUGUGUGUGAAUUAUUUCCUGAGUUGUACUAUUAAACACCAUUGUAUUGCAUUUUUUAAAAAAUCAGUCUUAUAUGUAGUAGUCAACUUCUCAGUUUUAUUUCUAAAUUCAGCAACCACAAAAUAUUACAAGAUUAGAUUAUACUGAAAGAAUAAAGCAGUUUUCUAGUACAGGAGUCUAGAUUGGCAUUUAAUUAGGGAGCCUGUUAAGAAGGGUAAACAUGAUUAGGGUUCUCUUUUUAAUAAGAUAAAAAUUUCAUUUCCUCCUGUGCAUCCUGCAAAUACAUUCCAGAGAACUGGAGGAGUUAAAUGUUGAUUUGUAGCUGUAGGAGAGCAAAGAAACUUCUAUCACAUAAGUGGAAAUUUAUUCCAGUGGUGCUGUACUGGAGCCUGUGGAUUUACGUUAAUUGUUGAAAUCUCUUACAUAUACAUUAUUGCUACUGGGCACUGAAAAUAAAUUUACGUAGGUUCUUGAAUCCUUCAUUUUAAAAUUCAAUUCCAGGCAAAUAAAACUAGAAUUGUUUUAGAAAUCAUAGCAAUUUUUUUUAAAAAGGUUUCAAAAUAUAUUUAUCUUAGACCAAUAAAAGCAUUUAUAUAAAAAUGCUGGGUGGAACUGAGUUUUAUCUAGCCAAAGCUUAAACCCUGUGUUUUGCUCAGUCUUUAUAGAUUUCACUACAUAUAUAUUCCACUGAAAUGAAUAAGGUUGCAUUGUGGUUAAAUAGUACCUGCCAAUUUGAUAAUAAAACAUUUUGUCUAAAAUUAAAGUUCUUAUUUUAGCUCACUGUCUAGUACUGAAGAGAAACCUUUUAAUAUAAGCAUCCAUUUUUAUAUGGCACUAUAUGAAAAUUGUAGCAGAAAACCCGCAUAACUUAAUUUCAAACUAAAAUUGAAGGUACUUUGUUUUACAGUGCACCAAAGAAUUGUUUGUUUCAAAUCUUACAAUGUAGAACAGGGUUCAGAAUGUGUAAUCCUCCCAAUAUUGUUGAACUUCAAAGUUUGGCAGCAGGGCCUAUCAGUAAGGGAUGCAGGGAGUUCUAGUUUGAAUUGACAACAUCUAGAGGAUGAUAAAGUCUAAAAUUCCAGCAAAAGCAAAUUCUUGAAUAUACUUAAACUAAUUGUGGAUUUUACCUGAAGCAAGUGAGAGCAAGUAAUGCAAAUAAAAACUUUAGUAGUGAUAAGGUUUUGUUGAACAGGGCCCCUUCAUUCUCAGAAAUGCUCAAAUGUAAAACUGAGCAAAGAAGGAAAAAAUAAAUCACUAAUUUGUAGGCAAUUAUAUUAAAAUGAAAAUAUGAUGCUGAAGAACAAUCAAAUUAAUGUUAAUAUAUUUUGGGUUUGUAUGAAAUAUUGGAAACAGGAUAAUACUUUCAUUCCUGGAUGCUUGCAUAGCUUGUGCCUUAGCUUUCUUUAAGAAAUAUGCACUUUUCUUUAUUUGAAAAUCAUAAUCUUGUCUAUAUCUCAUAAAUAUUGUUGUAUCUUUGAAAUUAUGUUUCAAAUUUGUUAUUUAGUGUAGGCAAGUGAGAAUCAUGUUCAUUAGUAUUGGUAGCAUUCAGAGCUAAUUAGGCUUGUCUUCCAUUAUUACAGAUGUUCAUAUUCAGAGCCAUGGGUAGAAAUUUGCAAAGACCCAAACAGAUUGUUUUGAAUUUUAACCCUUUGUUUUCAAAUGCCUGAAAUACAGUAAUGCUAUUCAGAUCAGCUUUUCAGUGCCAAAGGGUUAAUACAUUUAGUAAUUUAAAUAAAUAUCUGAAAAUUAUUGAGAAUCACUAUUUAUUUCUUAAUAAUGUAAAAUAAUUCCUAAUGCCAGGAAUAUCAUGACUUGCAAUAUAGUUUACAUUGUUUGCUCAAAUAUUGGUUAUUAAUGCAUUAUUACACAUUUUAAUUUUUUUGAUAGCAGAUGUCCAAAUAGCAUGUUUAAAACUCCAGUGAUAAUUUAUAAUUUGCUGCUUAUUGUACGUUGUAAAAACAUUAUUUCCUUUUCCAUAAAUAAAAUUAUAGUAUUAAGGUAAAACAAUAAAAGACAUAGCUUUUAUUGUAUGUAGAUAUAAUUAUUGCCUUAAAAGGUGUAAAUGAAUAAACUUACUGUGCACUGAUUCACCUUACGGUGAAAUCUAAUUUAUAGCCAGUAUAUUCCCACUAGCAGAAUAGCUAGGUGACCGUUUUCUAGAGAACUUGGUUGCCUCCUCAGGAGCAGAUUGAUUUAGUGUGGAAAUAGCUGCAAAGCAAUCCCAGGAAACAUACUUUUUCUAUCCUUCAAAGCAACACAUUUUCAGUACUGUUCUACAGGAUGUCUGAAUUUUAAUACUAUGUAGACAUUUUCUUUAAAAUUGUUUAAUGUCAUAUAUAGAACAUAGUCUUUUUGAUUUUUUGUAGGAAUUCAUAAAACCUUUUCUGCAUAUACAUAAAUGAUUCAUUAUGCUUAGUUUUCAUAUUCCAUAUUAUUACUAUAUUAAAAACAAAUUAUUCCAGAUUUUCAAGGCAGUCGACAAAAUAUGUAAGAUAGUGUUCAAAGCAUGUUCAUCACUUAGCAUCCAACAACAUGUUUUUAUUUUUCCUCUUUUACUUCAAUUGAAUUUAUUUCUGUAUAUGGUAGUCUUAUAAACUGUGCUGUCUGGGAAAAAUUCCAACUAUAACUGUAAUGUCAGAUAACUGUAGUGCAUUACAAAUAUUCAUGGCUCUUCAUUGUUUAAAAGAGUUAUGUAUUAUACACAUUUGUUAAUGAAUUGUGUUGAUGUCCCAAACAUGGUGCAUGUUGGUCAUAACGUACUGAAUGUUAUUUCUUUUUGACACAUUUUGGUCAGUAAUUUAAUGGUUGUUAGAGUGAUUAAUGUAGGUGCCAUGUGUUAUUCAAAACAAAUGUUAUGAAGAACCCUUUAAUUUCAUGAAUGUACAGGUACAUAAUGUGUCCAUGGAUACUUGUAUUAGGAGUAUAAAAUAUUGUCUUGUGAUUUUACUAUUUUGAAUUUUCUUUAUUACUUUUUAGCAAAUUUAUCAGUAAUAGGAAAAUGGUUACAAUUGGUGUGAAAAUAAAAAUUUUCAUAUUUAGUGUAUAUCGUCACUGUUUGGCAGACUUAGAAUAACUUAUUUAAUGGGCAGGUUUUUAUAAAUGAAAUUUAUUAGUUAGAAGAUGCAUCCUUUGAUACCUUCCCUUUUGUCAUUGAUAUUUUAUUUUGUAAGUGUCUUCCAGUGUUCAGAGCUGCUUCCUGAACAAAACCAUUUACUUUGAUUUGAGGUGUAAUUCCACAGUGUAUUCCAGUUUAUAUGACAGUUUUCUAAUCAUACAGCAUUUUCUUGUAUAAUUACAUCCAAAGUUACAGUUUGAAUGUAGAAAUAAUAUUUUAUUCUUUUAUAUAAAGCCUACAAAAUUCUCCAAUAUGUAAUGGAAAAAAAUCCAAUCUUUAUCAUUUGUUUAAUAACUAUUUUUUGUAAUAUUUCAAAAGGUUGACAAAAAGCAAUAAAAUGUCACUGCUUUUAAA